Molecule: messenger RNA, 807 nt
Organism: Gastrolobium bilobum
Lineage: Eukaryota; Viridiplantae; Streptophyta; Magnoliopsida; Fabales; Fabaceae
Exons: 1
Coding region: 1-807 (268 amino acids)
Source: RefSeq, a predicted model, not a curated record
AUGACUCUCCAUGGUGAAACAGACCUCCUCAUGUGCAGGACUUUCCCCACGCUACUUGGGGGGCAAGCUUUAACAUGGUACACAACCCUACCAACUGGUAGUAUCGCUUCAUGGGACGAGUUGGCAAGCAAGUUUCAGUCUCACUUUGCCACAAGUCGCCCUGUGCCAAAAUCUGUCCACUCUCUAGAAAAAAUACGCCAGCAGCCGGGCGAGUCCCUCAGGUCCUUUUUAGACCGCUUUGAUAAGGAGGCCCUACAGGUACAAGGCCUAGACCCCAAAGUACAGGUACAUAUACUUCUUUCGGGCUUGCGACAUGGUGCGUUCGCGUACGAGCUCGCCCGCCAUGAGAUCACUGACCUGGAAGAAGUCAAGAAGGUGGCCCAGGAGUACAUGCGAAUCGAAGAGUACAAAGGAAGCCGAGUUGACGACGCCCACAGUCAAGAAAAGGCAGUCAGUAAACAGAAGAACCAAAUGGAAGAAAGUAAGAAAGGAAACAAACCGGCCAAAUAUUCAAACCGCCCUUCUGGGCGCGACACAUCAGGUCGUCAUACACAUGCCGUCCUACAAAUGGAGUAUAAGGAAGAAUCCAAGAGCACCCAGCAGCCUCAGAACCCGCCUAAAGAAAACAACAUGUACUGCAAGUUCCAUCGCAGCAACGGUCAUAACACUGAGCAGUGUAGACACCUCAAAGACGAAAUUGAUGAACUCAUCAAAGGCAGAGAGCAGAGGCGAGGAGGAGACGGCACACACCCUUCUGGAAUAGGAAGGCGAUAUCGUGAGCGCAGCAAAUCGCCUGAAAGAAGAUGA